Molecule: messenger RNA, 561 nt
Organism: Manduca sexta (tobacco hornworm)
Lineage: Eukaryota; Metazoa; Arthropoda; Insecta; Lepidoptera; Sphingidae
Exons: 1
Coding region: 1-561 (186 amino acids)
Source: RefSeq, a predicted model, not a curated record
AUGUUUAAAGUUACAAUUAUAAUUGUUGCUCUUGGUUGUGUAGUAGCAUUGCCGAACCCCGAUAAUGCUGAAGCAAAAUCCGAUAAAACUCGUGCGUUAAAAAAGGAGUGUGCCAAUGGAAUUCUCAAUCCAACAUGCCUUAAAAUUGGAGCUAUAUCUUUGAUCGAGAAACUGAACACUAAAGAAGAACUGGCUUUGAUUCCUGGAGUGAGCCUCGUGAGGGAUGGUGAAGGCAACCCGAAAUUUGAAUCAGUUACCGCAGAGCUUGCGAGGUCUUUGUCAUCAGAACCUGAUGAGAGAUUAGACAAAUUCCUGUUGUACAAUGUGGGGACUUUCCUGGACACACAUUCUGUGAAGUUGAAGCUGGCUGACGCGUCUGCUGUAGAAGAAGCCAGGAGCCUGGUCAGUGAGGGCAGAGGUGAUAAGGGCGGCAUGGGCAUGGGAGGGAAGAAAGGCGGUAUGGGCGGACUCAUGGCGAUGGCUAUGAUGAUGAAAGGUAUGUUCAAUUUUGUUCAAAUAUUUGGUGAAUAUAAGCUUAUUACUUUAAAACUGCAAAAGUAA